Molecule: messenger RNA, 962 nt
Organism: Olea europaea var. sylvestris
Lineage: Eukaryota; Viridiplantae; Streptophyta; Magnoliopsida; Lamiales; Oleaceae
Exons: 4
Coding region: 1-774 (257 amino acids)
Source: RefSeq, a predicted model, not a curated record
AUGGCAGUGGCAAUGAUUAUUAUUUUGGGCCUGCUACAUGAAUCUAUUUUCACUGCUCAGCUCAAACAAUCUGAAACAUCCUAUAAAGUCAAAUAUUCUAAACGUGAAUUUUUUUUUUCAGUUUAUUACGCUCAACUGUUGCUGAGGAUCUUACACGAUUUGCUUUGGGACAUUUUUCAGUUUUCAAAAGCAGCUGGUAGAAUAAAAGAGGCCAUAUCUAGUCUUCCUGUUGCAAAUGAGAAUGAUGAUAUGGAAGAAUCUGUUGCUUGGAAAGAAGAGUUGGAGGUGCCAAGUACAGAAGGACAUACAAACGAGGAAGAGCCCGAUCCAUUUGGACUGGAUGCCCUGAUAACAAAUUCUAAGAAGGAUGAUAGUUCAGAGGGGAAAAGGGAGGCAGUAACCAAUAGUCGAAAGGAAGAAGAGGAAGAGAACAGGAUAUUCCUCAAGUUACAGAGGGAGGGCUUGAUUUCUUGUUUGGAGAUUGCUGCUAAGAGAUACAAAACCCCAUGGUGCCAAACUGCUAUUGACAUCUUAGCAAAGCAUGCAUUUGAUAAUGUUUCAAGAUUCACCACCCGACAAAGGGACGCCAUUGGGAAACUUUGGGCUUCGAUUCGAGAACAACAAACUCGUAGAAAGCAAGGAAAAUCUGUAUCUGGGAAGCUUGAUGUGAAUGGCUUUGAGUGGCUUCAGGAAAAAUAUGCAAACGAGAAGAUUAGCAUUCGACAUUCUGUGGGAGGAAGUGGCGAUCGUAAAUGCCAACAGUGGCUUGGUUAAUGAAGCCUUCUAUUGUCACUCUGUUCUGCAGAAGCAUGCAAUUUUGCACCCAGAAAUUGGACUGUUGAUAAUGCAAAUAGUCUUUUGAAGCAGAUAACUGCACUGUUGUUUUAUGUAUAAUUUAAUUACAUUCUAUUUAACCGUUGACUUAAUUCACCCCUAUUUUAUGUAGAGUUGGUUUCUGCGCA